Tetrahymena thermophila SB210 is the source of this 738-nucleotide messenger RNA. Its product is annotated as RNA recognition motif protein. Gene Ontology annotation, molecular function: RNA binding. The transcript is spliced from 6 exons. The record is from RefSeq and is a predicted model, not a curated record. Lineage: Eukaryota; Ciliophora; Oligohymenophorea; Hymenostomatida; Tetrahymenidae.
AUGAGUUUGUUUGUAGGUAAUAUCAGCAGAAAUGUUGAUUAAAAGACUAUAGAAUCAGCAUUUACUGCAUUUGGACCUUGCAAGUUUGAAUUUAGACAUAGAUACGCCUUUGUCCAAUACACAAGAGAUAAAGAUGGUGAAGCUGCUAAAAAUGAAUUGCAUAAUAAGGAUUUCGGAGGUUUAAAGCUUAAUGUCGAAUGGUCAAAGAAAUCAGGUAGAUUUGAUGAAAAUGAUAGAAAAGAAUCAAAUAGAAGAAAUAGCAGAUCCAGAAGUGAAACCAGAGGUGGUGGGAGAAGAUCUCCUUCUUGGGGAAGAAAAAGAAGAAGUUCUCCUAGAUAUAGAAGAUCUGCAUCUAACUCUGUUUACAGCGAUGACUGCCCUCGUGAUAAAGAGUUGAAAAAAAGAUUAGAAGAACUUAAAGAAUAAAAGAAAAACAAGAAAGAUAAGAAGGAUUCAAAGGAGAGAAAAGACAAGGACGUUAAAGAAUCAAAAGAUGGAAAUAAAGACAUAAAAGAAAAUAAGGAUUCAAGAGAAAAUAAAGAAAAUAAAGAGAGUAAAGAUAACAAAGACAGAGAAAGAGAAAGAGAUAGAGAUGGCAAAGAGAAAAAAGAAAAAAAGGAGAAAAAGCAUAAAGAUAGAAGCAGAGAACGUAAAAGAUCUAAAAGUCCUAAAAGAAGAGAUACAAGAGAAGAUAGUUAUAGAUAAGACAAUAACAUGGAUAUCCCAAUGCCCAAUUGA